Messenger RNA from Lachnellula hyalina, 1116 nucleotides. RefSeq lists its product as uncharacterized. Lineage: Eukaryota; Fungi; Ascomycota; Leotiomycetes; Helotiales; Lachnaceae. The transcript is spliced from 3 exons. The coding region runs from base 1 to 1116 and encodes 371 amino acids. The record is from RefSeq and is a predicted model, not a curated record.
AUGGCGACUGAAGGAAUUUCGAUUGGGGGUACCCCAGAGCGAUUCUACUCCAACACCAUCAACACACCUGUGGUCAACCCUUCCUCAAAAGAGACCCAAGAGAGUCUCAAGAGGUCCUUCCAAAAGUAUCUUGCUUCUGAGCAGACCUCUUCUGGACCGCUCUUCAUUCCAAGCAAGCACCUAGCUUACGAGGAACCAACGUACAUCCACACCAUGGAGGAUAUUGGAUACUCCGCCAACAACGGCGUCUCUCCGAUGGCUGUCUCAGAGCCUUUCCGACUCUUUAGUGAAGAAGCCGUCGACGUUAUGAGAGACGAGAUUUUUAACGUGGAGGCCGGAGAUGAGUAUACUUAUGCCUCGAACAUCGCUCCGAAGCAGCUUCGAGGCUAUGCUCCUCGCCAUGGCAAGUUUACGUUCAACGCUUGGAAGCACCCGGACACACUGGCCAUUAUCUCCAAGAUCGCUGGCAUUGAAGUUGUUCCUGUCAUAGACUACGAGAUAGCCCACAUCAACCUUUCGGUGCCGGGAAAUAAGAAUGAGUUGAGUGGACCCGCAAAUGACGACGAUGAUGCUAUUGUCGGAUGGCAUAGGGAUAGCUAUCCUUUUGUCUGUGUCUUGAUGAUGAGCGAUACCACCAACAUGGUCGGAGGUGAGACUGCAUUGAAGACAGGCACAGGAGAUAUUAGAAAAGUUCGCGGUCCAUCUAAGGGCUGUGCCGUUGUUUUGCAAGGCCGAUACAUAGAUCACCAAGCCUUGAAGGCGUUUGGUGGUCAGGAGCGCAUCACCGCGGUCACUUCCUUCAGACCAAGAAAUCCCCACGUUCGAGAUGAUACUGUUUUGAACACCGUCCGACCUAUCUCGAACCUGCCAGAUCUCUACAACCAAGUCAUGGAGUACCAGCUUGAGAAUGCAGAGGCCAGAAUUCGCGGUAUGCUGAAGGACGUUCGUGAUUCUAUGAAAGCUGGCACCACGGAUGUCAAGGCUAUCAAACACUUUCUGGACUUUGAGAUCAAGGCAUUGCAGGCCGUGGACGCUGAGAUUGUCGAGGAGUCCAUGGUGGUCAAAGGACAUUUGCCACCAGUCUGCGAGUCCGCUAAACGCAGGAAAUCGGAAUAG